AUGGACAGACACACCCGCGAGAUGAUCUUGCGCCUUCAGAAGGAAGAUCUGACUGUUCUGGCAGCUCUCUGGAAUGCGUCUGAUGAGGACAGCUCUGAGUACAACGCCACUGUGCGCGUCUAUCGCCGCCAGUUGAGCCUAAUGGAUCAUUACCUCUCGGACUCGCGCCAGGUCAAAACAACUGAAGAUGCUGCAGGAGACACCAGUGAUGAGGCGGGAGCUUACUCUCGCCAGAGUACUGAUGGCAAUGUACCCAUCCUGACUGAGUUUGGAGAUGUGCAUCGAGCUGGGAACGUUUAUGCGCACCGCGGUGAAACCUCUCUAUUCACACCCACUGCUUCACCUCCACCAAUCGUCAAUGCGACAACCGCAGGCUCAUUCGUUGAAGAUCCAGAGCAUCUUGUCGUCCGCCUUCCUCAACCCGUACCGACAUCGAGAGAGCAAUGUGACAGGCUUCUUCACGGAAGGUCCCAACAGUUUCGACCUGCUCGCUCUCUCGCCCAGUCCGAAGACGUCUUAAACAACGAUAUUUCUGAUGCAUACUUUCAGAAGAAGGUAAACCGAAUGGUGGUUAUUCUGCCGGGCCGAUCUGUUAGCGUGCUUUGCAAGGCUUUGCAGAUCUGUCACGGUAGGCUCGAUGAUGCUGUCGAUUACAUCUUCCGUCAGGAAGAAGACAAAAACAGUAGGGAUGUUAUCGACCUCAGCAGUUCCGGCGCGGCGUCGCCAGCUUUGCAGUCCACCGAACGUUCCACAAGUGCUAAAACAAUUCUUGAGCGCUCUGUGGACCACCUCACACCUCUCGGCGACCCGCUCCUUGAAACACAAGCCAGUGCGAUCGCUAAGAAGAAACCUAAACCCGAGUCUGGUUUGGUUGCUCAACAAGACACAACGGGGAAGAUGCCAGAAAUUCUUGUUCGGUUGUCUGGAACAUUGUCAAGCCCGAUUCCGCGCGCCAGAAACGGUGGACUUGACCAUGCCCACUGCGCUGUUCCACCCAAACAUGAGUCGUUCAAAUCUGCCUCAAGAUGCGAUACUACAUCUCAGCAUUCUAGGAAUUCGACGACUACAGCACCCAACACGUACCUUGAUAUGAUGAGGCCCAACAUCGGCCAAUAUUGUCACCCACUGAAUGGCCAUGGUCACCCUCACCAGCUGGGUGGCUGCUCUCCGCAGCCUCCUUAG
Molecule: messenger RNA, 1182 nt
Organism: Aureobasidium melanogenum CBS 110374
Lineage: Eukaryota; Fungi; Ascomycota; Dothideomycetes; Dothideales; Saccotheciaceae
Exons: 1
Coding region: 1-1182 (393 amino acids)
Source: RefSeq, a predicted model, not a curated record